Bemisia tabaci is the source of this 2524-nucleotide messenger RNA. Its product is annotated as diphthamide biosynthesis 1. Gene Ontology annotation, molecular function: 2-(3-amino-3-carboxypropyl)histidine synthase activity. Gene Ontology annotation, biological process: protein histidyl modification to diphthamide. NCBI's taxonomy places the organism in Eukaryota, Metazoa, Arthropoda, Insecta, Hemiptera, Aleyrodidae. The record is from RefSeq and is a predicted model, not a curated record.
UGAAGGUUAUGUUCUAGUGAUUGGACAGGUGAUUAAAGAAAAAGAUUACUUAUAAUUAUCAAGGAAUUUCUAUGUAUCUAAUCAAUGAUUCGUUGAUUCCAUAGAUCAUUUGAGAAGUUCGCGAAUGCCACUUUAGUAUUUCGAUCUCUGUUUUUUGCUUUUUUCAGUAUGUAACUGUGUUUCAAAGGAGCUUAGUGUCAUUGUGCAUGCCAACAAACAUACCUGUAUUUUGGUUCACCUGUUCGUUUAAAGAAAAUUAGAGGGUUUCCCUAUCAAGCGGUGCCCAGUUGUCUACAAAGUGUUUUCUUCUCUAAAUCAAUUAACUAUGCCAGAAGAGUCAGGUGUCCUUGUCGUCAAAGCAAAACCAGAGCGCAAGAAAUUCUCUGCUCCCGUCAAAAUCGUCAGCAAAAUACCUGCUGACAUCCUCCAAAAUGAAAAGCUUAACAACAUGAUUUCGCAGUUACCAUCGAAUUAUAACUUUGAAGUGCACAAAACCAUAUGGAGAAUCAAGCAACUCAAAGCCAAGAGAGUAGCUCUUCAAAUGCCAGAAGGCUUACUCAUGUUUGCCAUCUCGAUCUGUGACAUUAUCGAGACUUUCACCGAAGCUGACACUGUAAUCUUAGGGGAUGUAACGUAUGGAGCCUGCUGUGUUGAUGACUUCUCUGCUGAAGCAUUAGGUGUUGAACUUCUAGUGCACUAUGGACAUAGUUGUUUAAUUCCUAUUGAUCAAACGAAGGGAAUGAAAAUUCUAUACAUUUUUGUUGAUAUCAAAAUAGAUACCCUACAUUUUAUUGAAACCUUGAAAACAAAUUUCUCUCCAGAAACUAAGUUUGGAUUUGUAAGCACAAUUCAGUUUCUAACAACGCUGCAUAAUGCUGCAAGUGAGUUGCGGCAAAGUGGUUACUCUGUUACGAUCCCUCAGAGCAAACCUCUGUCACCGGGAGAAAUCCUUGGUUGCACUGCUCCAAUCAUUGCAAAUGUUGAUGCGCUAAUUUAUCUAGGAGAUGGAAGGUUUCAUUUGGAAGCUGCUAUGAUUUCAAAUCCCAAGCUCAAGGCUUACAGGUAUGAUCCGUACGAGAAAAAAUUUACUGAAGAGUUUUAUGAUCAUACUGUGAUGAGGGAAACCCGUCACGCAGCCAUUACUAAAUCCAAGGAUGUGUCUCGAUUUGGCCUCGUUCUGGGGACAUUAGGACACCAAGGAAGUCCAAAAGUUAUGGAAAAUUUACUGGAAAAACUGAGCAAACAUGGAAAAGAGGUCGCGCUUAUCCUACUUUCAGAGAUAUUCCCAAGCAAGCUGAAAUUAAUGGAGCAGUCUGUCGACGCAUGGAUACAAAUAGGGUGUCCGCGCCUCUCAAUCGACUGGGGAUCAGCAUUUUCUCGCCCACUACUUUCACCUUAUGAAAGUGCUGUUGCUCUCGGUGAGAGUGAGUGGAGGUGUAGCCCCGAGAGCAAUAAUAGCUACCCAAUGGAUUUCUACGCCUCUUGUAGCCUCGGUGAUUGGACACCAAAUCACAAGGAAAAAUCAAGCAAGGAUGAUUGUUGUGGUAGCUGCAACAAAACCCUGUAGUUUUCCUGAAUGUUUACUAAUCACUGCCUCAAUUUUUGAAAUUGUCAUACCAGUGAUUAUCAUUUGUCAAGUCUGAUUCUAGGAAUAUAGCUGUGGCCUGGGGGCCGCAAAUGUGCUCCUUUCAGGGUGGCUAGCAACCGAGAAAAACCAGGGAAUGCAACUUGACCGGAAAAAAUGAGGGAAUUUUGUCAACAGUCAAGGAAUUUUUUAUUGAGCCGGGUUCAAGCUCGAAAAAUUGGGUCAGCAACAGGCCAACUAAUCGCGUUGUUGUGCCUACCGUAUCCGUCAAACAUGCCAAAUGGGUGGCAUUCUCGAGUGGUGUGAAAUAGUCAGGGAAUGAUAAAAUGAAAUUAUUCUAGCCACCCUGUAACUUUUGAUGGCCAGUUUUUCGUGGGAGACAAGGAAAAAAACAGGUGGCCAAUCUACCAGAUCCUACCAUUAACGAUCAUGAAAAAUCAUAAGGCAGGCUCCCUCCUUCUGUUCCCAGGGAAUAUAAAAUUUAUUGUGACAAAAAUGAAAGUUUAUCAAGAGAAGUCUUUGUUGCAUUGAUAUAUUCAUUGUUUCAUCUCUUAAGUUGCUUUCGUCAGCAGGGCUGCAAUUUUGUUGCUGAUUGGUAGUAGCCUGUCGAAUGUGGCAGGAAGUUGGUGCUCCAAAACUUUGUGAUCAGUUUUUUUUUUAUCUAAUUUUACAAUAAUGCUUACCUGAUUUUUUACCAUUUUACUGUACAUGUAUAGGUAUUGAUAUUUGCAAAAUGGGAGCUUAAAAUGGUCAUUUGAACAGGAUUCAACAAAAACGCAUCAAGUUUGAAUCAAGAAAGAGGCUUGAACCUUCAUUUUUUCAUAAGACUCCAUGUUAAAGACAAUUCCAAAUUUGUAGUUCCUGUAGUGGCUAUAUAAUAUUGUUAAAUAAAAAAUUGAAAAAAGUCAAUGUUUAAUGACUAUUUUCACAUUCAAAAAA